Messenger RNA from Chrysemys picta bellii (western painted turtle), 410 nucleotides. Lineage: Eukaryota; Metazoa; Chordata; Testudines; Emydidae. The record is from RefSeq and is a predicted model, not a curated record.
UUGGUGCAAGGUGGUUCUGAAUCUACACCUACUACCUGUUUUCACUAUGCAAACAAAGUCUCCUUUGAUAUUCCCAGCUUCCAGAGAUGCUACAGAGGAAGAGAAACACCUCAGCAUGACAAUAAUGAAAUAUUGGGCUAACUUUGCUCGAAAUGGAAAUCCUAAUGGCAAAGGUUUGGUGGAAUGGCCGGUGUAUGACAUGAAUGAACAAUACCUGGAGUUGAAUUUACAGCAGAAGAAAGCAAAGAAACUGAAAGGGAACAGAGUUGAGUUCUGGACAAAGACUCUGCCUGAAAAAAUCAAGAAAAUGAAGGAAAAGAAAGAGCAUGCAGAAUUAUAAUUCAUAAUAUGUGGGGGAGAAAGGGCAUGUGUGUGUGUCACAAAAUAAAAUCAGAUACAAUUGGUUUAAA